CCGCCCCGGCCCUGGCCCCGCCCCGGCCCCGGCCCGGCCCCGCUCCUCCCGCCGCGCCGGCUCCGCCGCUGCUGCCCAGGUGGGGAUCGACGCGGGAGCCGGGACUCCUCCUGUACCAUGCGAGGAUGUGCCCGCGCUGACUCGCCCGCCCCCGCUGCCCGUCCCGCCCGGCGCCAUGGGAGGAUGCUUCUCCAAGCCCAAACCAGUUGAAGUGAAAAUUGAAGUUGUGAUACCUGAGAAGGAGAGAAGCAAGGAGGAGAUGUCACCCAAUGGGAAAGCCAGCCCUCUGAUCUACAAAGUCAAUGGGACUGCCCGGCACUACCACCUUGAGGAGCAUCCAAUUGCCAGCAACCCCUACCACAACCCAAAGGAUGUGGUAGAAGCAUCUGUGUGCCACGUAAAGGAUCUGGAGAAUGGACAGAUGCGGGAAGUGGACCUGGGCUGUGGGAAGGCUCUGCUCAUCAAGGAGAGUGGGGAGUUCCACGCCGUGGGACACAAGUGUCCCCACUAUGGGGCUCCACUGGUCAAAGGGGUUUUAUCCAAAGGAAGAGUCCGCUGUCCCUGGCAUGGAGCUUGCUUCAAUAUUGGCACGGGUGACAUUGAGGACUUUCCCGGCUUGGAUAGUUUACCCAGGUUCCAGGUGAAGAUUGAGAAGGAGAAGGUGUACAUCCGAGCAAGCAAGCAGGCUCUUCAGACACAGAGGAGGACAAAGAUGAUGGCAAAGUGCAUCUCCUUGAGCAACUACAACCUGAGCAGCACCAAUGUGCUGAUCAUUGGUGCAGGGGCAGCUGGGCUGGUCUGUGCAGAGACCUUGCGCCAGGAGGGUUUCUCUGACCGGAUUGUGAUGUGCACCAUGGACAGACACUUGCCCUAUGACAGACCAAAGCUCAGUAAGUCAAUGGAUUCCCACCCUGAGCAGAUCACCCUGCGCCCCAAGGAGUUCUUCUGCACCUAUGACAUCGAAGUCCUGACUGAAAUGCAGGUGGCGGCUGUGGAUGUCAAGAGCAAGAUAGCUGUGUUCAAGGAUGGGUUUAAGAUGGAAUACAACAAGCUGCUGAUAGCAACGGGAAACACGCCCAAAACUCUCAGCUGCAAAGGCAAGGAGAUGGAAAAUGUUUUCAACAUCCGGACACCCGAAGAUGCCAAUCGUGUGGUGAAGCUGGCCACAAGCAAGAAUGUGGUGAUCGUGGGAGCAUCCUUCCUGGGGAUGGAGGUGGCCGCCUACCUCGCGGAGAGGGCCCACUCGGUGUCCCUGGUGGAGCUGGAGCAUGUCCCCUUCAAGAAGUUCUUUGGGGAGAGGGUUGGCCGUGCUGUCAUGAAGAUGUUUGAGAACAACAGGGUGAAGUUCUACAUGCAGACCGAGGUGUCAGAGCUGCGGGAGCAGGAGGGAAAGCUGAAGGAGGUUGUGCUGAAGAGCGGGAAGGUCCUGCGUGCUGACGUCUGUGUCGUGGGUGUUGGUGCAGUCCCAGCGACAGGCUUCCUCAAGCAGAGUGGCAUCAACAUUGACUCCAAGGGCUUCAUCGUGGUCAACAAGAUGAUGCAGACCAACAUUCCAGGGGUCUUUGCUGCUGGAGAUGCUGUCACAUUUCCAUUGGCCUUGAGGAAUAACAAGAAGGUGAAUGUCCCCCACUGGCAGAUGGCCCACAUGCAUGGCCGCAUCGCCGCUCUGAACAUGCUGGCCCACGGCACGGAGAUCAGCACUGUCCCAUACCUGUGGACAGCUAUGUUCGGGAAGAGCAUCCGAUAUGCAGGCUGUUUGUCCGUCAUGGCAAGUACGUUCGGUUUGGGGUCUGAGUGUGCUGGAUGUGAGGGGCUGGCAGGAGGGACAGCUGCACCCCUGACUGGGCCAUAUCCCUAAUUCCCAUGUGGGGACACUGGUUACGGCGGGGGGAUGUCUUUAUUUUGCAUCCCCCUCACAUGGGGGGCAAUGCUGGUUGAUAGAGCUGGGGCUGCCAGGAGCCACAUCAGGCACAGAUCCUGUUGGUUGGGACCUUGCUUGGCUGGGGUUUAGUGGCUUUCCAUGGAUUUUCAGCUGAAGGGCAGCUUUUAAGUAUAAAUAAAUAAAAUGUUUGAACUCAGUUUUACACAGAAUUGAGGACCUGCAGGUGACUUUUUGGACAGUUUAGUGACAGGUGAGUGAGGGCAAAGGAGGCAGCUGAUUGCUGGGGUGGACACCAAGUACUGGACUAGCACCAAGCACACCAAGAGCAUUUGCCUGUGCACAUUGAGAAACCCCUCACAGCACUGUGGUUUUUCUCUCUUUUAGAACUGGAGACAUGUCCUGGCUAACAGGGAAAGGCACCUAAAGCCACAGAUGGCUGAGCUCUCCUGAUCCUGCACUCGCCGUGGGGAGAUGGGACAGCAGCUCCAUGGCCUGGUGGGAACCCCAUGGCUCAGCCAUUUCCCUUUGAGACCUCGAUAAACCUGGCAUUGUGACCUUCCAGGAGGAUCUCACACAGCUCCUCUGCCCCUGUGCCUGCUGGGCUGGGACUGGGGCUCUGCUGUUGCAAUUGCUCUGGCAUGCUGGAAAAGCAGUCCACAGAGAGCGUGAGGUUUGGCACUGGCAGCGGGCAUGGGUGCCAUAUGGCUCUGGGUGCUGCCAUAAGGGCUGAGGGUCCCCAGGCGGGUCUGCCCCACGCAUGUCCCUCACUCCCAUAAGCAGCACGAGUGCCUUUGGUUGUCCUGUGCUUUCAUGCAUGAAGCUCCUUUUCAAAUGCUCUUCACUCCCAGCAGAGCUCCAACGUCCAUCCCUGCAGACCCUGACAUCUGCUCCUUUCCUGCAUGGCUGCAGUGUUUGCCACAGCUCUCCCUGUGCCCACCCACCCUGGGGGGCACCUGGGCGGGCCAGGAGAUUACCCUGGGUGACUUCUGUGCAGCUGGUGCAGUGUUGUCCAGGCUGGUCCUGUGCAGCCCCACCAGUAGAGGUGGGUCCCUGUCCAUGCUGAGGGCUCUGGAGCUCAUCAGUCCCCAUCCCAGCAUCUCCUGUCCUGGAGCAGCCAAGGGGCUGGGAUUCCUUCCCUGUCUCCUGGGGCUUGGUUUGGGCCAGGGCACUGGCAGCUCUUGGGCCCAUUCCUGGGGUGCAUUGCAGGGAUACCUGAGAGCUGUGAUGGCUCAGCUACAGCCCUGGGCUGGGUGGCCACCCUUCCAGCCAGCCUUGGGAUAUCUCUCCUUGAUGCUAUCAUGGGAUCAGUGCUGUUGCUGAGGUGUUACUCAAGGAAAAGUAGCUGGGGGGGCAUUUCUGGCUGUCCAUACUCUGGCACUUGUCCAGUGUAGUGACAAAGCUGCAUUUCCCAGCCCACCAUGCUCGUGCUCUGCUCUCCUGUUUCCAGCCCCAUGCUGAAGAAGAGCCAUGUCUCCAGCUCAGGAGUGGGCCUGGCCAGCCACAGCCCAUCAGCCCAGCAGAGUGGGGGUUGGGGGCCCCCACUGGAGAGACUCCAGUGCUUUGUUCUGGGGGAGACUCCUUCCCCAGCAGUCAAUGUUUUACCCUGAGUCCCAAACAAGAGGAUUUAUAUUUUUAAUUUGAUUCAGCCCCUGUGAAUUAAAGCAAUACUAUUCUUGG
Molecule: messenger RNA, 3559 nt
Organism: Passer domesticus (house sparrow)
Lineage: Eukaryota; Metazoa; Chordata; Aves; Passeriformes; Passeridae
Gene: AIFM3
Product: apoptosis inducing factor mitochondria associated 3
Exons: 18
Coding region: 176-1858 (560 amino acids)
Biological process (GO): execution phase of apoptosis
Cellular component (GO): cytoplasm; mitochondrion
Molecular function (GO): oxidoreductase activity, acting on NAD(P)H; 2 iron, 2 sulfur cluster binding; flavin adenine dinucleotide binding
Source: RefSeq, a predicted model, not a curated record